This is a messenger RNA of Rotaria sp. Silwood2, 894 nucleotides long. The record is from the annotation of a GenBank genome assembly. Lineage: Eukaryota; Metazoa; Rotifera; Eurotatoria; Philodinida; Philodinidae.
AUGAAAUCCUUUAAUGAUUCAUCAAUUAAUGAGUGUAAUAAAAGCAUAAUAUCUUUAUACUAUCGUCAUGCAACAUCAAAGCGAAAUUCAUCAUAUCCAUUUAUUAGUGGUGAUACAUUUCGUGCAUUCGCUGAUUAUAUAGUUGAUGAAACAAGACGAGAUAAUUUAAAAUCUGUCAAACAUGGUGAUAUUGUGUUUAUUAAAGGGGAUAGCUUAAAACUAUUUUUUCUUCGAUCAUAUCCAUUAAUAAAGAAUCCAUUUAUUCUUGUUUCUCAUAACAGUGAUGCUUCUGUACCACGUGAAUAUGUAAAUAAAUUAGAAGACAAAAAUAUACUUGCUUGGUAUGCUUCAAAUCCGAAUGUACGAAAUCAUCCGAAAUUAUUUCCUAUUCCUAUCGGAUUAGCUAAUGGGCGUUGGAAAACGGGUAAUCUUGAUACAUUGAAAUAUGGACUUGAAAAGUAUCGAAAACCUUGGUCAAAACGUACAACUUUAUUAUAUGUUAAUUUUAAUAUUGAUACCAAUAAGAAACAACGUCAAGAAGCACUUUCACAAGCAAAAAAAAUUCAAAAUGUUCUAAUUAUACGAAAAAGAAUUUUAUUUAAAACUUAUGUAGAACAAAUUGGUAAUGCAAAAUUUGUUUUAUCACCACCAGGUGAUGGACUUGACUGUCAUCGAACAUGGGAAGCACUCAUAAUGGGUGCAGCACCAGUUGUUUUUUCAUCUGAACUUGAUCCAUUAUUCAAUAAUAUACCAGCAGUUAUCGUAACACAAUGGUCAAAUUUGACAGAAAAUUUGUUAUUGUCAUACAACUUUUCUUCAUAUGAUAAUUUAAUACCUUCUAUCUUAUUCGCUCGACAUUGGCGUGAAAGACUUUUAAAGUAUCGUCAUAAAUAG